Myxozyma melibiosi is the source of this 4746-nucleotide messenger RNA. RefSeq lists its product as uncharacterized. The record is from RefSeq and is a predicted model, not a curated record. Bases 179 to 4723 code for a protein of 1514 amino acids. NCBI's taxonomy places the organism in Eukaryota, Fungi, Ascomycota, Lipomycetes, Lipomycetales, Lipomycetaceae. The transcript has 5 exons.
GUAUGAACAGCAGCAGCAGCGGAAUCGACUACAUCAGCAGCAAGUGCAACAGCACAAACAGCAGGUGCAUGAGCUACGGCAACAGCAAAAUCAGGUACAACAGCUACAGCAGCAGCUACAACAACAGCGACAUGAAUUACAGCAGCAGGAGCUACUACUGAAACGAGCACAGCUCGAAAUGCAGCUGCAACAACAGCAGCAACAGUUACAGCAAGCCCAACAGUCACAACAAUCCCAACAGCGGCAGCAGCAACAUGAACAUAAAUCCCACUCUCGCUCAGUCGACUUGAUUACACGCUCCCGCUUUGCGCAGCUCUCGUUGGAAUCCAAACGCAAGUUCAUCAGCCAGAAUCUCAGCAUUCUCGACUACCAGCUCUCGUUCUUGCGCGAGCUCGAUCCCGUCGUCUGCAACGAGCAGAUCCAGGAGUGGAACAAACAGUUAAAGAGACCCGGGCACACGCACACCUCUGCGUGGAAGAAGCCUGCUGACGACGAGGACUUUCAGCACUGGUACGCUAGGGCUGCGCAUUCGGAGGCGGCGAAUAUGUCGAAUGUGUCGGUGGGUGAGAAGCAGGUUGCCGGUCUGUUGACGCGGGAUCCUACUCAACUGCGUACAAUGGCGCAAAAGGAGCAGGAACGGCAACAAGCACUUUUCGGGCAGCAGCCUAUACCACAGCAGCAAAAUUCUUUGCAGUUGCAGCAGCCUCAACAACCACAGCAGUCGGGCGCACGGAUAGACGAUGCGGGCGUCUGGCUGGGCCCCAAUCGACCUGAAGAAACACAUACGGCUCGCAGAUUGCCUGUGUACCCACCGCCGUCGUCUUUUCAGUCUCCACAACUGCAACAGCAAACUCUACCACUACCGCAGCAACAGCAGCAACAGCAGCCAAAGAAUUUUCUCAAGUUCCCAGUACAGAGCAUUAUGCUGCCGUCUCAUCCAGAACAGCAACGACAAAUAGGUCAACAGCAACAGCAGUUAUCAAGAGUCCAGAGCACUGCGGAUCCUUUGGCGAUUCAGAGUCAGCCACUCAGCUCACCGUCUUUGUCUGGUGGGCCGCAGUCUGCGCAGCCGGAGCAAUUACAUGUUUUGGCACCGGAACAGGAAAAACAACUUGUUCAACCACAGCAGGAUCCGCAACAAUUGCAGGAACAGCAGAAGAGAGUGGAAGAUGUCAGUAAUCAUCCACCUCUACCUCCACCUCUACCAGCACCACAACCGCUAGCACAAACGCAGGCACAAACGCAGGCUCAACCGCAGGCUCAACCGCAGGCUCAACCGCAGGCUCAACCGCACGCAUCAGUCGGAAGUACGAGCUCGGCUGCUCCACCAGUAUCUGUGCCUCCACCGGUCGCGACUGAUUCGACGCCGGCGCGGGCUAGUUCCGCCCCUACUCCGGCUCUACCACCGUCUUCAGCAGUUCCUGCAGAGAAGCCCGAGCCAAGCCCGAAUUCGCAACCCCAAAUCGCUGCACAACCUCAAAAGAUCCCGCUUCCGAAUAUCCCUCUUGGACUGGACCACUACCCUACUCUCAUGAACAAAACCAACAUUGCAAGCGAAGUCUUACGAGUUCUUGGUCUAUCUCCCGAUAAGAAACCUCUGAAUUACGAUCUCCUGCCGUUGCAGAAGACGAAUCCGUUCUUUCUUGAUAGAAAUGCGGAUUUGAAGUUUUUAUUCGAAAAGAAUGUGGACUUUUGGGAUAAGUUAGAUCCGCCGGGCGAGAGAAUUGCGGAAAAGGUUGCUCCGGAGGCCCUGGAGAAGGCAGCAGAGAAUGAGGCUCCAAAGGCGGCAGAGAAAGAGGCUCCAAAGGCGGCGGAGAGAGAGGCUCCGAAGGCGGCGGAUAAGGCGGCUCCGUUUAUUAUCAAUCUGGACUCCGAUUCAGAUGACGAUAAGAAUGACCGGGAAGCAUCACAGAAAGCCCUGGCACCAACAUCAGCAGCAGCACCUUCUCUUCCUCCUGUUCCUGUGAAGGACACUGAGAAACUUCCUCCUCAGCCUACCCUUCCUGUGGAUAACGCGGAGAAACGUCCUUCUCAACCCUCUCUUCCUCGUCCUCCCGCAAACAAUGCGAAUCAGCGUCCUUCUUAUUUUCCACUUGCUGCGAAGAUCACUGAGAGACGCCCGACUGUUCCUGUGAAUAAUGCGGAAAGAAGGGUGCGCCAGGGUCAAUUACGGAUUGCUGUUCCAAAACGGCCUCCUUUUGAUAAUCGGUUCAGAGACACGCGUGAUCUUAUCAUUAAGUUCGAGUCCGAGUCUGAAAGUGAGGAUGAUGAUCCACCCCCAUCACAACCGCCACCUUCCGGUAAAACGUCUUCAGGAACAAGUGCAACGGCCAGUGUACAGCCUAUUCAGUCUACUCAGCCUGCUGCUUUAGCUAACUUGCCUGUUACGCUGCCUCGUCAAGCCGAACAAGCGGUGAAGCCAAGUGCGCCUGCGACAUCAUCUGCAGCCGUCAGUACGCCGGCGAAGGUCACAUCUGCACCUCCUCGACCUCUUCCGCGCACACCAUCUUCUUCAGAAUCCAUUACGAAGACCAGUGAUGUAUCUGCACAGCCUAAAGCUCCAGCAGGACCGCCCUCUGUAACGACACAGAAAGCACAGGAGCCAGCGACCAAGGCAAACACGACUGCAGCACCAUCAGAUUCCGGAAGUACGCGUGUGGAAGCACCGCGACCGCAACCCCCCACGUCUGUCUCUCAGCCAAAAACAGAUGCUCGUGCUCCUGCAACACCUCUACGAGGUGUUCACAAUACUUCCGCUACACCCUCUGACGCCCAGCAUGUACAACGGCAGCCAACGACGACAACAGCUUCUUCUUCCCCUCAACUUCCACCGGCAUCACAGAAGUCCACGCCUACGCAAACGUCAGCCAACAACGCGACGUUCCGUAAACCCGCGAUCCCCACACCGCAGUCUGCAAAGACACCGAAUGAGUCUCCGCGUCUUUUGCCUUAUGGGAAGCCCGCAUCUCAGAUUGCACCGCCGCCUCCACCACCUCAUCCAACCCCCAACACCACGCCCUCAUCCAAACUUGGUGCGAAUGAAAACAAUCGGCCUUCUAAUCCCAACGCUUUAGAUCAUCUAUCUGACGAGGCUCUAUUUGCAGCUUUGAGAAAUGCGAUAAAGAUUGGCGGACCUGUGAGAUCGCCUAGUGUCAACGGUACGCCGUCGAGAUCAACAAAUCAUCCAGCGCAUUCGUCAUCGCCUUCUACGACUAGUGCUCAGCAAAGAACAGCUGCUUCGAGCGCUAAGGAGCACGCAGACGGUAAAUCACAGUCUCAGCAGACAACGUCAAAAGCUGAGUCCCCUCGACUUCCGCCAGCUUCACAGAAAUCUCCAGCAGGACCUGCUCCGUUUAGGAAUGCGUCAGAGAAGUCUGGCUCCAGUGAGCUUUCGUCGUCUAGAGCGCAGGCUGCAAAGGUGCAAGAGCUUUCGCGUCCCGCGGUCUAUACGAAGCCUGCUAACUCGAUACCACCACCGCCACCGGGUCCUCCUCCACCUCCCGCAUCAAACGUCGACUCACCUCUACCAAUUUCCGGUUUCUUGAAGCGAAAGACAUCGCAAGUGAAAUCCGGUACGCCAAAACGAGUGCGGAUUCUCGAGCCAACUUCAUCAACUUCAUCGGCUUCGCCGGUUGGUAACGAUCAUAGGUCCGAUGCGAUUCACCGAUCGUUUGCUAUACCUGCAUCGAUUUCAUCGACUCCUGUACAUCCAUCGGUUGCUUUUCCCCCGUCGAGUCAUUUGCCUCGGACUGACGGUAAACCGGCUGAAGCAGCAGUGAAGGAGGCGAAGACGGCAGAGCCUGCAGCUGUUCCAUCCGGUCGCCCAGACGAAAAAGUAUCCAGCGCGACGCGACGCCUGAAGAGCUUGACGAUCGAAUCUCCUCUGCGCCCGACAGGCAUGCGUCCAUCGGUGCAUCCAACACCACGCACUGCUGCUGUGCCUAAGCGUUCGUAUUCGGGGGAGCCUUACGAGGCUUCAGACGGUGAUGGUCUCAUUGAAUUAGGGAGAAAACGGCCAAAGGUAACGCCACUUGGUACUCUCAGGAAUCCGUCGUCGUCGUCGUCAGUGCCGACGCUUAGUCCAGGCGCCAAGGACCCCGACAGGUCCAGGUCGUUUGAGUGCAAAUGGCCUGGAUGUGGUGCGCGCGAAGUAACGGCUAGCGAUGCACACACGGGCGCGACGUGGCGGCGAAUGGUGAAAGGCUCGCCGGUGCUGCUUCACUCGGCGGGAACUUUUCUGCGACACUUUAUCCAGAUGCACACGAAACCCGAGUCCUCAGACGCUCCCGUCGAAUGUCUCUGGCCCGGGUGCAAGUCCGACGACUCUGGCGGGAACCCGCAGCACGAGGAAAGGAAGAAAUUCGACAACAAUAUGGAUUUGAUUUCACACGUGCGCUCGGUACACCUGCGGCAGAUGGUCGGCGAUAACGGCGGAAGUCGCGGGCCAGAUAUCGAGAGCGCGGUCGCACAUUCGCGGAAGCGGAUGAAGGCAAUUGAAGAUUCGCUUAUCACGCCGCUGGCGUACCCCGCGCUCGACGAGAGCGUGUUUGAUGCGCUAGCGCAGCGGCAGCAGGCGCAGCAGUUUGAGCCGGAGGAGGAGCUGCGGUAUGUGGAUAAUGCGGAUGUGUUGAAGUCGAAUAAGUUGCUGUGGAAGGAGUAUGUCAGUAUGGCGCAUAUAGGCGCGGGAUGGGAUAGUGAGGUUGAGGAUGAUGUGGUGGUUUGAGCUUUUUUCUUUUCUUUCGGAUU